UCACAAACAGGUGUUUUCGCGCCAUGCUAGUUGUCAUGGUGACAGAACAACCGGUACAAACUCAGCCAAAUUACCAAGCCAUUUCAGACCAGUUCAAAUACGAAGCCGGACAUUGGAGGCCUCAAACAGCUUGAGUUAAGCAUGCUUUCAGUCUUGCGAGGAUAAAGAUAUCAACCCACAGUGGAAGCAUAUGUAUCCACACGCCACUCCGCCGGUAACACAGAUGAUGACAUGAAAGUCCAGGUCGGUGGGCUUUUGCCCUGCUCGCCCAACUAUUCAUCUUUUAAUGAAGACAAGGGGAAGUUGGAGGAUAAAGUAGUGAAGGAGUUUGACGUGAAGGACCCUUCUCACAAGAAAAAGGAUGUGACUGGUAUGCUUCCACUACCCAGAACCAACCAGGUGGUUUUUGAGUACUUGUCAGGAAGAGCUGUGCCUCAUCUCAAAGAGCCUCACCAUCUGUAUGGUUUGUCUGGCAAUGUGUCCCAGACACUGCCACGCUGGCCUCUUGAAUGUGAGGUAAUCUUAGGAGAAGUCUUUCAUGUUGAGUGGGCUCCUCCCUUCCCAGAGCGUCUGUGUUCUAAGGUCAACACGAGUUAUUGGCUGAGAUCCCCAGAAGAGAAGGAAGGCACCGUUGUAUACAACACACAAGGAGACCAGGAGAACUACUUUUCUGGUUCUCGUGUGGGUAGGGGCUGCCUGUCCUCUCUCUCCCCUGCAGCAGUGUCCCUCAAUGGGCCUGAUGACUCCACUUUGCUGUUUGAAGGCCGGUUUGAGAGUGGUAAUCUGCUGAAAGCUGUGAAAGUUGGUGAAUUUGAUUAUGAGCUUUCUCUGAGGACCGACCUUUACACAGAGAAGCACACCCAGUGGUUUUACUUCCGGGUGCAAAACACCCGAGUAAGGGAGCAAUACCGCUUUACCAUUACCAACCUGCUUAAGGUGACAAGCCUAUAUGAAGAGGGCCAGCUUCCCCUGCUGUACUCAGUGGAGAAAGCCAGGCUCCAGGGAGUGGGCUGGCACAGAGUGGGUCAAGAAGUAUCCUACUACCGCAAUGGCCGCCAGCAUUCAGGUCAGCCCUGCUACUCCCUAGCCUGGACUUUCUUCUUCCCCUAUGACCAGGACACCUGCUACUUUGCCCACUGUUACCCCUACACCUAUUCCAACCUGUGGGCCUACUUAUCAGAGAUCGAGCGCGACCCUCGACGCUCACGUUUCUGUAAGGUCCGGACCCUGUGUCGCUCCCUAGCAGGGAACCUAGUUCCUGUGCUGACGGUGACCAAUCCAUCCAAGAAAGUGGAAAAGGAUGGCACAAAUAAGCCCGCUGUAGUUCUAACUGCACGCAUCCACCCUGGAGAGACGAACAGCUCGUGGGUGAUGAAGGGAAUCCUCAACUUUCUACUGGGGGACUCGCCGGAUGCCACUGUGCUCAGAAACGCCUUUGUAUUCAAGCUGGUACCCAUGCUGAAUCCAGACGGCGUCAUAGUGGGGAACUACCGCUGCUCCUUGACAGGCAGGGAUCUGAACCGCAACUACAAAUCCAUCCUGAGGGACUCCUUUCCCACCGUUUGUGCUACACGCACCAUGAUCCAGAGAUUGUCUGAGGAACGUAAAGUACUGUUAUACUGUGACCUCCACGGACACAGUCGUAAACAGAACGUCUUCAUCUACGGCUGUGAGAACUCCCGUCUGACUGACAGGCAUCCACAUGAACGUGUUUUCCCACUGAUGCUAAGCAAAAACUGCCCAGACAUGUUCACUUUCCAGAGCUGUAAGUUCAAGGUGCAGCGCAGUAAGGAAGGGACAGGCAGGGUGGCUUUCUGGAGGCUGGGUGUCCUCAAUAGCUUCACCCUAGAAACCUCCUUCUGUGGCUCCAGCAUUGGGAAGAGGAAGGGAACCCAUUUCAGCACUAAGGACCUAGAGAUGUUGGGGGCUCACUUCUGUGACACAAUACUGGACUAUUGUGACCCCGACAGGACCAAGUACAGUGUGUGUGUGAGAGAGCUGCAGGAGAUGGUGAGACAUCAAGCUGGCUUGUCUGUGGACACUGAGCCUACAGAUGCUUCACUAUGUGAUGUCAGCACCAGUGGCUCCAACAGCUCAGAUUCUGAUGGGCCUCCUGUGCAUCGUCAAACUUUCAGUAAGGUAUUGAGUCUUAAGAAGCUGAAGUCCAAAAAGGAGAGGAACAUGUCAAAUAUUUUGCGAGGUCGAGAGAUACAAGAGAAAAGGAAGAAUGAUGUCAAAGAUACCCUGGAGAAAGGCAACGGAUUAAAGCCUCUCAAGGCUUCUACUGUGAGACUAUCAAAAUGGACGGACAAACAACUUCCCGUUCUGGAGUCUAGCCACCCAGACAAGAAGGUGUCAGUACUCUACCUAGUCUUUAAUACUGAUAGGAGUGCCAUGACAUCAAAGUCUGAAUAUCUACAGCACAUAAUGGAGAAUUAUGUAAGGAGCCGGCUGCAGUUAACUCUCGGACAGACCUUCAAUGGCUAUGACUGUGGGGUUCUGAACAGCCCUCGUGCUUCAAGACUGCCCCAACAUUGUGUGCCCUCCUACCUACGGCCCACAUUGCCCCCCUCACAGCUGCCACGGGAUCGCCGAUCUAGACCCAGGAGACUGCCAGGCCUGGCUGAGUUUGCUGCAGGAGACAAGACCAUUGGAAGACUAUCCCCGGUCCAAUGGAGAAGCCCCAAAUUAUUCACAGCCCCUGAAAAUCUACAGUUGAAGUCCAUCAGAUCGGAGCCAUCCUCAGAGUCUGAGAGGGAGACUAUUCCUGAGGAGGUGACUGUUGGUAAUAGGUCAAUUGAGAUGGACUGGCUCUUUCUACCCUCAUGCCCUUUAUUUGACCAUGUUGAUGGUGGUUUCCAAAGACUAAAACACAACAAGAAGAAGAGCAAAACUGGGAAAUCUAAAGGAAAGUUUUGAAGCGCCUACAGACUGGAAACUCCCCAAUAUCU
This is a messenger RNA of Hypomesus transpacificus, 2951 nucleotides long. Its product is annotated as cytosolic carboxypeptidase 2-like. Gene Ontology annotation, biological process: proteolysis. The transcript is spliced from 20 exons. Bases 232 to 2919 code for a protein of 895 amino acids. The record is from RefSeq and is a predicted model, not a curated record. Gene Ontology annotation, molecular function: metallocarboxypeptidase activity; zinc ion binding. Lineage: Eukaryota; Metazoa; Chordata; Actinopteri; Osmeriformes; Osmeridae.